AUGCAGGUUUAUAUGUAUUGUCUUCUGAAAGUUCUAAAGCAAUGUCAGGCAUUGAGAGAGGCUCUUCUUGCAUCAGGAAAAGAGGUUCUAUGGCAUGGACGGUCAAAAAAAGAACCAGCUUCUUACUGUAACAUCUGUGAGGUAGAAGUUUUUAACCUGCUUUUUGUCACUAAUGAAAGCAAUUCUAAAAAGACAUAUGAAAUACAUUGCCAUGAUUGUGCACAAAAAUCAAGUCGAAAUUUGGAAAACUUUGUGGUACUUGAACAGUACAAAAUGGAGGAUCUAAUCCAAAUCUAUGAUCAGUUUACACUGGUUCCUUCUUUAUCAUCCUCUUCAUCUUAAUAUGGUUCUAGGAACACCAAGACCUUUCUACUCUUCAGGAAAUAUCACUGGCUUUCUAGCUAUUCGUAAGAUUUUUUGACUCAAUUCUGUCUAUGCAUCCUUUUGAGACUAAAAGAUUAGGCAACUAGACAAAGAAUACAUUGCCUUUAUUCCAAGUUUAACAAAGCCAACUUGGCUGACAUUUUAUAAAAUAAUAAUUAUAUGAUUUAUGUGUAUAUCUGACCAAACUAUCAGAGCUGUACAAACUACUGCUUUAUUAUGUCUGUGCAGUUUUGGCUAAUAUGUUAGUUUUUAUUUGCAUUUUAGCCCUUCAGAAUUUUCAUAGGGAAACAAUUACUGUCUGUCUGGAUUACUGUUUACCUGGUCAGUUCUUUGAAGGAUGAUUGACAAAUUUAAAUCAAAUUUUUGACCAACUUAAGGUUUCCUGUUUUAAGACCCUGAUGCUUAAUCUAUGAUUCUAAAAUAAAAGAAGUUAAUAGUCAAGAUACAAACAUAAUGGAUUGCACAUACUAAAGAAUAGAUAUGGUUGAUCUUUGCUUCUAAUCUGAACCAAUUAAAGUAUUUAUAAAAUGCAUAUUUAUUGCUUGAAAAUAUUUGUGAUUGGAAUGUUGUUAUUAUUCCCACACUUACUUUGCCAUUAAAUAUGGAGUAUUGUAAUUUUAAAUAAAUACUAUUACGUUUUUUAAUUGUAAAAAAACUGCUUAAUAUUGUAUAGAAACUUUUAUUAAAAUUGUUUAAUGUUUAAAGGGUUUUCCACUGUUUGAGUAUUGAAGAUUUUCUACAAAGACCCAGUUUCUGUUUUCUUUUUAAUUUAAAGAAUAUAUAUUUUAAAUGUAUGUUUGUGUGUGUGCACUAUACAAAUGUAUAUUAGAGACAAAUCUCAAUAUAUAAUUAUGUAAAAACAAAUUCUAAUUUUUUACAUCUGUGAUUGCUUUUAAGGUGCCUGAUAUAAAACAUCCUACCAAACACAAGUAUGAUUAUUUUU
Messenger RNA from Dipodomys spectabilis (banner-tailed kangaroo rat), 1327 nucleotides. Its product is annotated as histone demethylase UTY-like. Lineage: Eukaryota; Metazoa; Chordata; Mammalia; Rodentia; Heteromyidae. The coding region runs from base 1 to 342 and encodes 113 amino acids. The record is from RefSeq and is a predicted model, not a curated record. Gene Ontology annotation, biological process: heart development; regulation of gene expression. The transcript has 4 exons. Gene Ontology annotation, cellular component: MLL3/4 complex. Gene Ontology annotation, molecular function: RNA polymerase II cis-regulatory region sequence-specific DNA binding; histone H3K27me2/H3K27me3 demethylase activity; chromatin DNA binding.